AUGAAGAAAGCGAUUAAAAAAAGAAUUAAAAGUUUGCCUACCUCCCUCUACAAGGAUAAAAAACAUAAAAACAAAUCUCGAAGUCCAGGUGAUGAAAAAGAAAGUAGUUCUACAAGUAAUAGAAGCAGCAGCGAUUCCAACUCGUCUGCUUCUGUGAAUGAAAAAUCAACUAUCAAGAGUUCUGAAGAGUCAAAUGACGAGCAUACAAAUGGAGUUGAUGAAUCCUUUGAUGAACCUAUCUCGCCUGAAGAUAAAAGUGAUACAGGUGAUAAAGAAAACGAAGCACCAGCCGAGACAACUUGGCCUCAAAAAAGCGAAACAUCAGCCGAGACAUCUCGGUCUCAAGAAAACGAAACACCAACCGAGACAUCUUGGCCUCAAGAAAGCGAAAUUAAUGCUAAGGAUGUUCCAUUACCGACCUUUAAAUUCCAAGAAUCAAAAAUAAAUCCGUAUAACGAAACAACCACGUAUGAUUUCCGACUCCGAGAGGUGAAGAAGCCCACUUCAAUUAAACAAUCUCAAUCCUCUGAACUUGUAUAUCCCGAAUUGUCUAUCGCAAAACUUGGCAUAAUCGACCUGGCAAUAUAUUGGUUUGGCUGGUAUAGCGAGGACUUUUUCAUUCGAACUGCAGAUAAAAUAAAAAUCGUUGAUGGAAUAACGGGAUUACCCGUUAGUGACUGGUUCUUUUGGCUUUUUUCCUUAAAAAGCUGGUUGAAUAUACACGAUUAA
Messenger RNA from Diversispora eburnea, 729 nucleotides. NCBI's taxonomy places the organism in Eukaryota, Fungi, Glomeromycota, Glomeromycetes, Diversisporales, Diversisporaceae. The record is from the annotation of a GenBank genome assembly.